Molecule: messenger RNA, 1399 nt
Organism: Mytilus trossulus (common blue mussel)
Lineage: Eukaryota; Metazoa; Mollusca; Bivalvia; Mytilida; Mytilidae
Product: peroxiredoxin-5, mitochondrial-like
Exons: 6
Coding region: 30-602 (190 amino acids)
Biological process (GO): hydrogen peroxide catabolic process; cellular response to oxidative stress; cell redox homeostasis
Cellular component (GO): cytoplasm; mitochondrion; peroxisome
Molecular function (GO): thioredoxin peroxidase activity
Source: RefSeq, a predicted model, not a curated record
GUUAUUUAUCCGAUUGUGAUUGGCUAACUAUGUUUGCUACAAGGUCAACGAGACAACUAAGAAACCUUAUCAGUUGUAACGUGGUUUUUCAGCGAGCAAUUAGCAAAAGUUGUCAAGCAGCCAUGCCAAUCAAGGUCGGAGAUAAGUUACCAGCAGUUGAUCUGUUUGAGAAUGAUCCUGGAACUAAAGUGAACUCCGGAGAAGCUUUUGCUAAGGGAAAGCAUGUCAUAUUGGCUGUACCUGGUGCAUUUACACCUGGAUGUUCUAUGACUCAUUUACCAGGCUAUGUAACAAACUUUGACAAGAUGAAAUCCAAAGGUGUUGACUCCGUAGCAUGCAUUUCUGUCAAUGAUCCAUUUGUAAUGGGGGCAUGGGGCAAAGAACAAAAGGCUGAUGGCAAGGUUAGAAUGUUGGCAGACACAUGUGGAGCAUUUACAAAGGCUGUAGACUUGGAAGUUGACUUGAGUGGUCCAUUAGGAAGCAAAAGAUCUAAGAGAUAUUCAAUGGUAGUGAAUGAUGGUGUAGUAACAGCACUCAACAUUGAACCAGACGGAACUGGUCUAACUUGCAGUCUCGCCCCAGAAGUUCUCAAACAAGUCUAGUCUGAAUGAACAGUCGUGUGUAGUGCAUUAAUACAUUUACCUUUUAUAGACAUGAAUCUGUACGCAUUGUUUUGCAUAGACCUUGGAUUUGAAUAAACCAAGGUUUUACAAUAUCUUUUCUGCCAUUUAGACAAAUAACUCAAGCCACACAAAAUACAUUUUUGCAAAUUUUUACAAUACUCUUGGAUCAGAGAUAUAAAGAGUUACUAUUCAAUGUGUAGCUACUUUUUACAAUACUCUUAUGUCAGAGAACUAAAGAGCUGCAAUUGUGUAGCUGUUUUUUUUUUUACAAUACUCUUGCUAAUGCAAAGAGCUUUUUUAAGCUUAUCAACAAUUGCUUUUUUUCUAACAAGAAUCAAUUUAGAAGGGCUUGGUUUUUUUCUUUGAUAAUUUUAUGUGCAGUGUUUUUAUGCACAAGAGCUUUCUUUUAUUUUUCAUUUACAUCAUAUUUUGAGUUCAAAUUUUGCCAUAUUGUUAAGUUUGUUUCAUUUUUUAAAUUGUUUGCAAGAAGUUGCUUUAUGAAUGUCAGCAUUUCAAUCAUUCCAUUUUUAAAGGACCUGUACCAUAUAUUUGAUCAAAUUUAAACCAUGAAUCUUAAGCAAUUUUGUCAGUUAAAGGGUCAGAGUCUGUUUUGUUAUUGCACAGCUUUAAAAAAAAAUUAUACAGCAUUAUAAGUUACUGGUUGUUAGUUUUAUCCCAAAUUUUUGAAAACUAUAUAUGGUAAAAUUUAAAGUUUACAUGUGGUUAUUAGUUCUCAUAUUUAGUACAAUAAGUGAAAUAAAGGUUUUAUAAGCAAA